AUGCCGGUGGAGGCGGAAGUGCUUCCGACGCCAACGCGUCUGCCGCCCGAUGACGCACUGUAUGUGGUGGGGAGCCUCACCCGGUAUAUCCUCAUCGUCGUAAUUGUUCUUUUUGGCAUCAUCCCUGCCCUCUGUGGCACUGUCUUCCCCCCCUUCUCAGCGCUGUGGAGCAUCCUGGCGUCUGUGUCGCCAUAUGUGUGGGCCUCGAUGGGGACCGGCAUCGGCAUCGCGCUCUCCAUUCUCGGCGCCGCAUGGGGCAUUCUAACAAGUGGUGCGUCGAUCAGCGGUGCGGCUAUCCGGGCUCCAGAAAUCCGGAGCAAGAACCUCAUCUCCAUAAUUUUCUGCGAGGCCGUGGCGAUCUACGGUGUUAUUCUUGCCAUCAUCAUGAUGGGCAAGAUACAGGCGAGCAAUUUAUCCGUCGGUAGCAACGGCACCUACACCUAUGAGACCAUCGCCGGCGGCUACACCCUCUUCGCUGCCGGCAUCGCGGUAGGCAUCGGUAACAUGGCGUGCGGUAUCUCGGUUGGCAUUGUCGGAAGCAGUUGUGCUAUUGCCGAUGCGCACAGCAGCAGCUUAUUUGUGAAGGUGCUCGUGAUUGAGAUUUUCGCUUCGGCGCUUGGUAUCUUUGCGGUCAUUACGGGCAUUCUGAUGGCACAGAAGGUUCAAAUGCAGUAG
Messenger RNA from Leishmania braziliensis MHOM/BR/75/M2904, 675 nucleotides. RefSeq names its product putative V-type ATPase, C subunit. Gene Ontology annotation, molecular function: proton-transporting ATPase activity, rotational mechanism. The transcript has a single exon. NCBI's taxonomy places the organism in Eukaryota, Euglenozoa, Kinetoplastea, Trypanosomatida, Trypanosomatidae. Gene Ontology annotation, cellular component: proton-transporting V-type ATPase, V0 domain. The coding region runs from base 1 to 675 and encodes 224 amino acids. The record is from RefSeq and is a predicted model, not a curated record. Gene Ontology annotation, biological process: proton transmembrane transport.